GUAAAGCACCCAGAAGUGAACAGGCUGACCCGGAAGCUGUGCUGUCUGGAGGCGCAUAGAGAACAUCCAGCCUCUUCUCUGCUUUAUUAAAGCCUCUCCUGCGAGGAAAAAACACUCUGACAUCGAUAUAAAAGAAGGAUGGCAGAGCCUCGAUUCAAUAAUCCAUAUUUCUGGCCACCACCUCCCUCUAUGCCUGGUCAACUGGAUAACCUGGUUCUUAUCGACAAGAUCAAAGAGCAGCUGAUGGCAGAAAAAAUUAGACCUCCGCAUUUGCCACCCACCACGGUUCCCUCUCAGCAAACUCUGCUGCUGGCCUCUUCACCUUCAGAUGGUGGGCAGCAUGUGAUGUCUAUCCCCAAGCUGCAGCAGGUGCCGGGCCUUCAGGCCCACAACUCCUCUCAGCCUGACAUCGCCCUGCACGCCCGCCCAGCAUCCAGCACCAUCGCAGAGCUGAAUAUAGAUGACAAGUCUACAGUGAAGGCAAAGGGGUUAUGGGAAGAUUGGCAUAUGCGACAAGCAUUGGACCAAGUCUCUAGAGCAAACCAUCGUACAGCAGGUCUCACGCUAUCAUCCCGCACAGAAAGCCACAACACCUCUGAGGCUAUAACUCCCACAACCCCGACGUCUAGCAGCCAGAACCGCAUGGGCGGCACACCUUCCUUAAACACUAUUUCUGGCCUGGCCAGCGGUCCUGGCAUGGAGCAUGUGAAAAGUGGAGGUCUGGUGGGGAUGCUGGGACCACAGCCCAGAGCUCCACGGGGCCGCAAGAAGAUUAAAGCAGAGAACAACACAGGCCCAUUGUUGGUGUUGCCCUACCCGCUUCUGGCCUCAGGCCCUGACCAGGCGGUUACCAUCGCCAAAGAGGGAAAAACAUACAGGUGUAAAGUGUGUCCCCUUACUUUCUUAAACAAGUCAGAGAUGCAAAUUCAUUCCAAGUCCCACACGGAGGCCAAACCCCACAAGUGCCCUCACUGUUCAAAGUCAUUCGCCAACGCCUCAUACCUAGCACAGCACUUACGUAUUCACUUAGGCAUAAAACCCUACCACUGCUCCUAUUGUGAGAACUCCUUCCGCCAGUUAUCACACCUCCAGCAGCACACCAGGAUUCAUACUGGUGACAGACCAUAUAAAUGUGGCCAACCAGGAUGUGAAAAGGCAUUCACACAACUCUCAAACCUACAGUCUCACCAGAGACAACAUAACAAAGACAAGCCAUACAAGUGUCCGAACUGCUACCGCGCAUACACAGACUCGGCCUCCUUACAGAUCCAUCUCUCCGCACAUGCCAUUAAGAACGCUAAAUCGUACUGUUGCAGCAUGUGUGGUCGUGCAUACACCUCAGAGACUUACCUUAUGAAGCACAUGUCCAAACACACCGUGGUGGAGCAUCUGGUCAGCCACCAUUCCCCACAGAGAACAGAAUCUCCCAGCAUCCCCAUACGCAUUUCACUUAUUUGAGCUUCCUCCCUCAUGCUUCUCUUCCAUUACAAGCUCUUAGUGAUAUUAAGCCUACAGGCCACAGACUCAACAACUGCUGUCUGAACUGAAUUGGUUCAAUUCAACUCCAGACACCAGUCUAAAGGAUUUUAAUCGAUUAUUCCAAAAACAGUGUCACAGUUGUGAUCAUUUUAACAUUUUGUUUCAAAGGUGUGUAAGGGAGACUUCCAAAGAUACUCUUUAAGCACUUUUUAGCCUCGUGGUUUUGACUCAAAGUCGAAUGAAUCUUUUUUUAGAAUGGGAGCAGCUUCUCGCUUUGGGCAGCUAUGAGAGUUUAAACUUCGUUUUAACAGAAUAUUGUGUUUUAUUUUACUGUGGAUGUGACACUUCUUCCACUUUAAGCUUCUGUUAUUCUUUAUGGUCAUGGUGAGAAAUGAAAGGUUACAUUUUGAGUUCUGUAUGCCGUGACACCGUUGCGGUAAAUUCAGUUUUGUGGAUUUUAUAAGAACGCUCAUUGCCCCGAGUAUUUUGUACUCUCAAAGGUGAAGGAAUUCCAGGAAAUCCCCCACUAACAUAAAAGAGUAUCAAUAAGAUAUGACACUCUCUAAAAUAAUGACUUGUGUUGCUUGCAUCAUAGAUGUUUUACUUGUUUCAGUUUUUGUGUGCAAUUGCCCUUCCAAUCACAGUAUUUUAAGGAAAAGUGUCCUUUUUGCCUUUUUUUUUUAAUAAAUGGCAUAAUUGCAUGAUGACAAUGUCCAUUAAAUGGAUUUUUGUCAUGAUGUAACAAAAGAAGUGUCACACAGGUUCAGUGUUGUUAACUGAAUCACACACAUUUAGGGUGUAGCGUGACCUCUGAACUCCGUUAAGUGUUAAUGCCCUCUAUUCUUUCUAACAUAAUCGAUGCAAAAGCACUUGAGACAUUAAGUUACACCGAUGGAAAGUGUUCAUGGGUUUUUUUUAAUUUUUUUUAUUAUGAUGUAAUCUAAAAGCAGUGGCCUAUUUUUAAAUGUUUUUAUUUAUCAAAUUAGAAUCUCGUAUACCAAAAUAUCAGUAAUCAGUAGUGAAAAAAGCUCAUUUUGAAUGUAGUCGUAUUCAUUUCCACCGGUGCGUUUCUGUUAAGUUCAUCCAAAAGGAAUAACUCUGUAAAUCUGGUAUGUUUAACAGAUUUUUUUUUUUUUUAAAUACAGUAUAUAUAUAUUUGCUCUGACCAGCAUACAAGCUGAUAAAACAUUUUUAACAGUAGUUGUUCUUACUGAGUUAUAGCACAUGUGGUCUAUUGAAUCAAUUUGAUCAUCAUACAUGAUUAUACUUGCCGUGUGUGAAUUCAACAGGCCACAACACUGCAGCUCUACAACAACAUACAUUUAUUUUUGUGGUAAUUUAUACCAGUCAUUUGUUAAGCUUUUAUUUUGUUUUUAAUUCAUGUAUAUUUAGGAAACUUUUUUUUGUCUAUAUGUUUGCAAAGGACCAAGCUUUUCUCCCAAAUUUCCCCAGAAUAUAUUUAAUUGUGAUUAUAUAUACAGUUUAGCUGAUUUGUUAUGCAGUAAUGGUUUACUGGGUCUAACAGAAUUUCACAGUUUUAGAUAACAGCAAUUUGGUGAGGAUCUACUUCUUGGUGCUUUCUACAAAACCUCAGCUCAUUGUCGGGAAUAGAUUGUUACAUUACAAUAUAAUCUUGGCUUGUUCAGUCCUCAGAUCCACUUUAAAUCAGUAAGAUGUGUACAUUUACUACAAAAUAUACCCUGUAUUCAUCAUUAAUAGUGCAAAUUGCAAGGUUUAGAUACUGUACUUUGUUCAUUUUUGUAUCUGUUUAGUAUAUUUCAACUUAUUAAUAUUUGUUUUUCUGUAAGUACUGAUCUAUGUAAGUUUUUAUAGGUAUCCUUGUCCUUCUUAUGUGUAUGCCUUAAUUUUAUCAUCGCUGAAAGACUGGUUUCUUUCUCUUUCUCCCUUCAUGUCAGUGUUUUUCAGUAUUUGGUUUUCUUUAGCCUUUUUUCCGCAUGGAACACAGUACUCGUUAUUAAUUAACUGUUAACGUAUUAUGUAAGACAUUGUUAAGUAUGUUCUGAAAUAAUUCACGUUUUCCUUUGUCUUGCAUUGUGGUUCCAUACAAUGAUUUUGUUUAAUAUGCACAGACAAGACUGAUAGGUGAAUUAAGAAAAUAUCAAUGUCAAGAACACUUUGUAUCUCUAUCUUGUUUACUAAAUUCAGACUGUUAUACCUGA
Molecule: messenger RNA, 3659 nt
Organism: Cyprinus carpio (common carp)
Lineage: Eukaryota; Metazoa; Chordata; Actinopteri; Cypriniformes; Cyprinidae
Gene: znf362b
Product: zinc finger protein 362-like
Exons: 10
Coding region: 139-1458 (439 amino acids)
Biological process (GO): central nervous system development; regulation of transcription by RNA polymerase II
Cellular component (GO): nucleus
Molecular function (GO): DNA-binding transcription factor activity, RNA polymerase II-specific; RNA polymerase II cis-regulatory region sequence-specific DNA binding
Source: RefSeq, a predicted model, not a curated record